CUGGCCCAGCCCGCCCGGAAAAUGGAGGUUGUGGAGGCCAGCACCCUUCAGCAGGAGAGGCUGCAGGCCAUCGCGGAGAAGCGGAAACGUCAGACGGAGAUUGAGAACAAGCGGCGGCAGCUCGAGGAUGACAGGCGGCAGCUGCAGCACCUCAAGUCCAAGGCUCUGCGGGAGAGAUGGCUGCUGGAGGGAGCCCCAGCCUCAGCCUCCGAGGAGGAUGAAGCCAUGAAGAAGCAGAUGCAGGAGGAUGAGGUGAAGACCAAGGAGCUGGAGGAAACCAUCCAGAGGCUGGAGAAGGAGCUGGAGACGCUGGAGAAUGGCAGCUCAGCAGCUUCCACCAAGGAGAACCUGGCAGAGGUGGCAGCACCAGCCAAGGAGGAGAAGGCAGAGCCAGUCGCCAACACACAAAAGAGUCCCCUGGGCACAGUCAAGGCCGAGAAGAAGGUUUCCAGCAGCCCAAUGAAGGCGGUGGAAGGCACUGACAUGAUGAAGGCAGCCAUGUACUCGGUGGAGAUCACGGUGGAGAAGGACAGAGUGACUGGGGAGACCAAGGUCCUGUCCAGCACCACCAUGCUCCCCCAGAACCACUGUCUGCAGGGGGUCAAAGUGUACGAGGAUGAGCUGAAAGUGGUGCACGCAGUGAGCGCCGAGGAUGGGGCACUGCAGAACGGGGCUCACCCCCUCAGCUCCUCCGAGGUCGACGAGCUCCUGCACAAGGCAGAUGAGGCCACCCUGAGCGAAGCUGCCGGGCGUGAGGCCUCAGCCAAGGCUGGUGGGGAGGCUGGCAGUGCCCCGGGCAGCCAGAAGCCGACGCCACGACGAGAGAUCACAGGGCUGCAGGCCAAGCCCCGGGAAAGCAGCACGGUGCUGCCGACAGGCGAGGGGAUAGAAGCGAGCCGAGAGCAGCCUGUCACCAUGAUCUUCAUGGGCUACCAGAACGUGGAGGAUGAGAACGAGACCAAGAAGGUGCUGGGGCUGGAGGGCACCAUCAAGGCUGAGCUGGUGGUGAUCGAGGACGCCGAGAGCAAGCCGGAGCCGGAGCGCAAGGACCACGCACCGCCCAACGGCACCGCGCUGGAGCCAGCAGCUGCCCAGCCCACGGGAGAGGAGGGCUCCGGCGGGCAGAAGCCGGGUGCCAACGCCACAGAUGCCAAGGAGGCCGAGCAGGAGACGGACGUGAAGAAGCAGCGCUGCAAGUGCUGCACGGUGAUGUGA
Indicator indicator is the source of this 1215-nucleotide messenger RNA. It is a transcript of the gene PALM, whose product is annotated as paralemmin. Lineage: Eukaryota; Metazoa; Chordata; Aves; Piciformes; Indicatoridae. Gene Ontology annotation, biological process: regulation of cell shape. Gene Ontology annotation, cellular component: membrane. Bases 22 to 1215 code for a protein of 397 amino acids. The transcript is spliced from 9 exons. The record is from RefSeq and is a predicted model, not a curated record.